Messenger RNA from Ectocarpus siliculosus, 2203 nucleotides. NCBI's taxonomy places the organism in Eukaryota, Phaeophyceae, Ectocarpales, Ectocarpaceae. The record is from the annotation of a GenBank genome assembly.
AUGUCGAACAAGUCUAGGAAGACGCUGUCGGCCAGGCUGGCUGAGUUGACCUCGUCAGCUCCAUGUACCGCCUUCAAUCCUGAUGCACCUGACUUCGACGACGGAACUGGCGCAGGCCUUCAAAGGUACGACGAUGACGACAACUAUGACGAGGGAGGCGACUCGAAGAUGAACCAACACCGCCCUUCCGCGGAUCUUCGCGUGGCGGCCGACAUGGAGAGCAUCGGGCAGGAGUACCACGGCAAGCGGGUGUCCAGGAAGAGCCUCGAAGCAACAGCAGUAGGAGACGCACACGAUCCAGACCAGGCUUCGGAGGGCGACGGCAGCUCUGACGACGACGGCAACGACGAUGGCGACAUUAGUGAGAGUGGGGACGGAACAGCGGCGUCCUCUUCAAGAAAGAUGGUGCCAUCAUUGAACCUUGACGAUGUUAGCUCCUCAGAGGAGGGUGAGGAAGACGAGGACGACGAAGAUGGCGACAUGACUGCGUCGUCACCGCCGAAACGAGGAAGCGGGCAGGGAGCAGGGAAGCGCGUCCACUGGGGUGGGCGGGAGGACGAAGAGGACGGAGGGGGUGGGGGAGCGGGCGGGGGCAAGCGUCAAAGACAGCAGCAGGCGAGCGUGUUUGCCGGUGUGAGGGGGGGGGACGUGGACACGGGUGCCUCCGUGGAGGAGCAGAUGAAGCAGCUUGACGAACAAGAUGAGAAGGCCAGGAGGGACGGCGGGGGUAUUGCGGGACAGGGAGAGCUUCGGCGAGCCAGGGAGGCACUCAGGCAGCGGGAGUGGUGGGAUAGCUUGCUCGAGGUCCGAAUCUUGCUGCAGCGCCUCAUGAACGCAGCCAACAAGUUGCCAGGACCGAACGAGCUCCCUCUGUUCUUGGAGGGUGACGAGCAGCUGACAGCUCUCGCCGAGGAAAGCGCAGGCGCCGCGCAAGGAUUGGCCACCCAGUUGUCAGCCGUGCGGCGAUCGCACAUGUCGUGCUGGGGAAUCGCCAACAUCAAAAGCGGCGACAGCGGCAGCGGUAGUGGCGAUGCCGGCAAGGCAGCGAUGGUCACCAAUGACGACGAUGAGCAGAAGGUGGGCAACGAUAACGGCAAGGACAAAGGCGAGGGCCCGACCACCAUCUCCGAGGGUAAUGCCGAGGGCGAGGAGGCAGUGGCGGCGACGGAGCACGGGAGUUGCAUGGGGUGGUGGAGCGACGUGCUGGGGCGGUGGCACGAGAGGACGCAGCUCGUCGACCCUGGCCUGCAGAAGAAGUUUAAGGUGGUGAACCAGGGUCCGUGGGCGCAGAUCACGGCGAGCUUGGCCGACAGAGAACGGGCGAACCGAAGGUCCUUCAUGACGGAGUCGGAGACAUCGGAGUUUCUUGGACGAAAACUCGCCAAGCAUCUCGACGCGGCCAAAGGCGACGGCGACGCCGGCUCGGCAGCGGCGGCGGCGGCGGCGGCGGCGGGGGGGAGGAGUGACGAUGAGGGCGACGAAGACGUAGUCGGGCGUGUGAGACGAAAAGAUGGAGCCGAGCCGCUCGACCUGGAGGUUGUUGACGACCGCAACCUGUACCAGCACCUACUCAAGGAGUUUAUGGACGCCAGCGGGACCGCCGGCAGCGGUUACUCCGCGGUUCCCGUCCGACGGAAAUCGCGAAAGAAGAGCGUGGACCGGAAGGCGUCCAAAGGGCGCAAGAUCAAGUACGUCACGCACCCCAAGAUGCAGAACUUCAUGUUCCCGCAGGAGUAUGAGGCACCCCCGAUGGAACCUUCGGAGCUGUUCGCUUCUCUGUUUGGCGGGGCUGGCAGAACUCAACAGCCCGAUACAAAGUACAAGUAGUUCGUUCCGUACCUGAGUUUUUGGCACGGCGUUGAUCCAAGCUCCAGCGUAUCAUUUCCAUGAGCACAGGGUGCGGGGCAUGACGUUGUAGCGAACAAUAUAUAGGGAGGGGUGUCUAUGCCCAGAACAAUCGAUGUUGAUCGCCUUUGGAUCUUGGGGAUUGUUUGCCUUCCAGCUUACAUUAUUUGUCGAGUGCUUGAUUUUCGUCCCGUGAUACGUUUCUCCAGCUUUAGUCGCAAGUUCGAACGGAUUCAUCCACUUCAACUAGGGGGGAUGGCACCCUAGUGUGAAGUGUGGAUGGGUUGGGUGAUCCUUUCAGCCAAUCAUGUCGCGACGAUGGGCAGGACGCCGCUAAAGGUUAUGGUUUGAUGACGUG